ACUUUUCAUCAAAUUAUUCUAAUAUUCUCUCCGGGGAAAAAAAUCUUUGUAUCCUCAAAAGAAAAUGGAGAACAAAAGAAUGGCGAUGUUAGUGGUGAUGAUGAUGUUGGUCACGGGGAGCCUUCUGGUUGAGACAGAGGCUAUAAGUUUUAAUGUUUGUUACACAGGUUGUUCUGUGGUGUGUGGUAUAUCUGCGCACGGGUUUAAAAAAUGGUUAUGUCCUUUCAAGUGUAUCAAGGACUGUAUACAUCCUAAGCUUUCUUCUGAGGUAAAUCUAAAGGAAAUUGACCAGACUGAUUAUUUCUGCAAACUUGGAUGUGCUACUGAUCGUUGUAUUUCAUCCUCCUCAAUCGAAGAUAAGGAUCAUGCAGAGAAAGUUUCAGUAUGUGUGGAUUCAUGCUCAGAUAUGUGCUCUCACAAGAACUAAAACCUAUAUUAAUUGGUUUUUGUUACAAGUAAAUUAAUGUCUGAAUAAAAAAGAUGUAAACCAUUUAACAUUUAGAAAAAAUAAGAU
Messenger RNA from Eutrema salsugineum, 514 nucleotides. Its product is annotated as thionin-like protein 1. The record is from RefSeq and is a predicted model, not a curated record. Bases 65 to 427 code for a protein of 120 amino acids. The transcript is spliced from 2 exons. NCBI's taxonomy places the organism in Eukaryota, Viridiplantae, Streptophyta, Magnoliopsida, Brassicales, Brassicaceae.